Molecule: messenger RNA, 1404 nt
Organism: Protopterus annectens (West African lungfish)
Lineage: Eukaryota; Metazoa; Chordata; Ceratodontiformes; Protopteridae
Gene: AQP1
Product: aquaporin 1 (Colton blood group)
Biological process (GO): carbon dioxide transmembrane transport; renal water transport; hyperosmotic response
Cellular component (GO): membrane
Molecular function (GO): water channel activity; ammonium channel activity; carbon dioxide transmembrane transporter activity
Source: RefSeq, a predicted model, not a curated record
UUAGAUGCAGUGCUUGGUUAUGCCCCUCAUUCAUUUGAGAGUCAAUUUCCAUGUAAAUGCUCUUUCCUUGACUGUGUAACACCCCUUUCCUUCCACAGCCUACUGUGAGGUUUAUAAAUACCCCAAGAUCUUUAAUUUCAUUCAGUCUUUUUUUCUCAGACCUCACAAACGCGACUGAAGAAAGGAAGAAAGAUGGCCAGAGAGUACCAAAGCAAGCUCUUCUGGAGAGCUGUGGUUGCAGAAUUUGUAGCCAUGACUGUCUGUUUUGUCAGUAUUAGUUCAGCAGUGGGGUUCAAAAUGUCCAGUGGAUCCAACCUUCAACAAGAUAAUGUAAAGGUCUCAUUGGCUUUUGGGCUAGCCAUUGCAACCAUGGCCCAAAGUGUAGGCCAUAUUAGUGGUGCUCACCUUAAUCCUGCGGUGACCCUUGGACUGUUAGUGAGCUCACAGUUAAGCCUGUUCAGGGCGGCAAUGUAUAUCACCUCUCAAAUGCUGGGUUCUGUGGUGUCCGCUUCUAUUCUGCACGGAGUCAUUCCUGGCAGAAAUCACACACUGGGACAAAACCAGUUGGAUGAAAAUGUAACUGUGGGACAAGGCAUGAUCAUUGAAAUCUUCAUCACCUUCCAGUUGGUUCUCUGUGUCUUAGCAACUACUGACAAAAGAAGAAAGGACCUUUCAGGUUCUGCCCCACUGGCCAUUGGACUCUCUGUUGCUUUAGGACAUCUUUGUGCAAUUGACUAUACUGGCUGUGGAAUGAAUCCAGCAAGAUCUUUUGGUCCAGCUGUAUUUAUAGGAUUUGAAAAUCACUGGGUUUAUUGGAUUGGCCCUGUGAUUGGAGGAAUUGCAGCUUCCUUCUUUUAUGACUUCAUCCUGUUUCCAAGAAACUACAGCAUAUCAGAACGCCUGAAAGCAUUCGCUGGCGGCAAUGUUGAAGAGUAUGACUUAGAUGGAGAGGAAGCAACCACAAGGGUAGAGAUGAAACCAAAAUAAAACAAUUAAUAAAUAAACUGACAAAAGACAUUUUUAAUUGCAGUUUUUCUGAAGCAAAAAUCAGUAUUAUGGACUUACAGUUUACUUAUUUUUUUACAUCAGAAAAAGGACUUGGCUGCUUGUUCUGGUUUUAAGUAAACUUCUGCUCUCUCACUGACAUUUCCUCUAUUUUUAUGUAGCUGCCAUAAACAUGGUGAGAUGACUAUGGAAAACUGAAUUUAUAUGAUAGUUUAACUCUCAAGCUAGUGUGGAAAACUGCUGAUCCUUCAUAUGCCUUUGUGUUGCACAGUGUUUUACUUACAAGUACGUUAAACCGGUUACUACAGAUGUUAUUGAAUAAAUAAUAGCAGCCAUUUGUAGGAUUCACAUUUGUUAUCUGACAUAGGCAACUGCAGAAUGAUAUGUUGCUCGUCCAGU